AUGCGAGAUUUUAUGCGGAGCAGCUGGACGGAGAUGCCAACUGGUGCCUUCGGGUCUAAGUUCAUGAAGCCUGUCUGCAUGAAAGAGGGUAUCCCGAAGAUCAAGAAACGCUCUAUGCAGGACAAGACCACCCAAGCAUUGCCCGAUCCCCCUGAUGGUGAAGCAAAGGAGGACAAUGCAGGAUCAGAGGGACCUAAACAGCCCGAGGAGGUUAAGGGAGUUAUGAAGGAGCCAGAACAGGCUGAACUUGGAAUCGGUUUGUUAUAG
Molecule: messenger RNA, 267 nt
Organism: Aspergillus melleus
Lineage: Eukaryota; Fungi; Ascomycota; Eurotiomycetes; Eurotiales; Aspergillaceae
Exons: 2
Coding region: 1-267 (88 amino acids)
Source: RefSeq, a predicted model, not a curated record